UGAAUGAAGUGCCUUGGAAGUGCUCUCACCUUUCUGACAUAACGUAUGCCCAAGAUUUACAAACAAAUGGCGAACACGGUUGGAAUUUCGAUUGAGUUUCGAACUGAUUUUGGUUUGCUGUCAUGUAAAAAGAAGUUAACAGAAAAUAAUAAGAAUUUAAUUGAAUACUGAUAAAAUUACUUCAUUUUCAAUUCCAAAAAUAUGAAAAUAACUGAAAAAUGGCAAUGGUGUCGAGUAGGAACCUUCUCAUUUGAUUGGUUAUUCAAUUUCAAUCCAACGUUGAUAGUCGAGUCAGCUGUGGCUGAAAACCGUCACUUUUCAAAUUGAAAAAUUGUCAGUACUAUAACUACUAAGAGACAGUAGGUCGUAAGAGUUCUCUGGGAAAUCACUUUGUUUUUUAGUUUCUUUACCUAAGUUUUUAAGUUUAAGUGAAAGUGCAUUUGAUCAUCAAUACAAGAUGACUGACAUAGAGGAAUUGGAGGUUAAACAUUCAGAUGAUGAAGUUGAGUGUUUUUUGGACAAUGAAGUUUUUUUUGGUCCCGUUACUGAAAAAGAAAAAGAAAUAAGGAAACCAUUACCUAGGAAGACACUUCACCCAUGUGAAAUAGCAGAGAUUUCUAAAAGGGGUAUGACGUUUCAUGAAUGGGAAGCCUUCAAAGAUCAAGUCCACAGAAACGAAAUGAAUGACAAAGCUAUCAUUGAAGUCUAUGGUUUGGAUGCAGAUACAACAGAGGAAUCUUUCACUAGUUGCCGCACUUCAGCUGAAGAUGGAACUAAACAAGUUUCAUUUGAGGUGGUGAAUCUUGAUCAUCCAGACAGUGUUGAUUCAUUAUCUGAAUCAUUGACAGAACAACACUAUGUGGAGUCUUUUUCUGAAUCAAGCAUUAGUCAACCAUGUGAAGAACUUCAGUCUGAAUCAGCGAUUGAAACAAGUCAAAAUGAAAUUUCUGGAACUGAAGAGCUGAAUGACACAUGGGAAAUCCAAGAAAGGAUGCUCUUACUUGCAGAAAAACUGGAGCGUGGAGAAGAUAUUCCAGAACUAGGCAUUUGUCGUCAUUCUUCGGGAGUUGUGGAGUAUACAACAAGGGUGAGCAAAUCUGACAACAAAGAAAAUUCCAUUAUUACGGCUCCUUCCUCCACCCACCAUUUCCAAGAUAUCAGGGUAAAUGAAGAAGAAGAUUGCAAGAUAUUUAAGAAUGAAGAUCAGAUCAUUGAAGAUGUUGUAAACAAGAAAAUUAAUCCAGAGAUGUCAACAGCAAAAUCUCCUGGCAAAAAAAUCAUAGCUUGCGCCGUUGAAGAAAGAAUAACGAAAUCAGUGGAAGCAUUGGCAAAAGAAAUGGAUUGUCUGUUUUUAGCUGAUUCGACUCUAGAAACACCCGUAAAGAAAGCUCCUCCAAUGGUCAACAAUAGCCUGACCCUCGCAUCAAUGCCUGUGCCUUCUUCUUCCCACAAUGUGGAAACUCCCAUAAAGACACCGUCUGGUUUGGGCGUGAAACACCGCUCAACACCUAUUCAAAAUGAGAGUGUGAAGAGAUCUGCGACGAAACCAAACGUGCGACCCAAUAAGAACACGGUUGCUGAAAGUCCUGUUGGAAUGUACAUUCGCAGUUUGCCGGAACCAAUAUUAAUUGAAAAUGUUCGUUCGGCUCAGAAAAAGAAGCAGAUACACAGUAGUCCCAUGGUCAAACCAGUGCCGGUUGCCAUUAAGAACAAAGACGGCCGCUGGAGUGUAGCUCGGACACCAAAAAGCAGCAAUGCUUCAUCCAAGGAGAAUCGUCUUGAAGCAAACAACUUUGCUGAUUUUAAACCAGUCCUUCCUUGCGUUGUACACGAAGCUGCUGCCACUCUGAUUGAGGAGAGACCUGCUCGUUCUCCGCAUACAAUGCCAGGAGCAGGAGGAAAAAUAGGAAAGUUAAUGGAAAGGGGUCCCACACCUACAGUUAUGAAACAUCACGGUCGCAUUCAAAUCCCCAGAAAUACGACGAACUCAGCUAAAAUUAUUCAUUCGCCUAUGUCUGCACGAGUUGAAUCGUCUAGUGCCCUGAUGGAAGUAUCCGUCCUUGAAGCUGUUGGAAGUAACAAACUUUGCACACCGAAUAGAAAUCCUGCAUUAUUUCGUAAAUAGUUUGAAAGAAACACUAUUUUAUUCACUUUCUCAAAAUUCCCUCAUUUUACUGAGCGUUUCCCUGUUGAACAAGUGACUGUGUUGUCCUUAAUAAUUGAUAAACAAGAAGCUCCCCAAAUCGGCACUAAAAUUCACGUCUCUUCCUAUCUGCCAUAUAUCUUCUAUUAUGAUUUGCUCCUCGUGUCUUAUUUUCAGUUUUGUGUCGUCGAGCCACGAUAGUUUCCUUCUCCUGCCCUUGACCUCGUGGUCCACCUAAAUCACAACCAUAUUCGAAUUUAAAAAUAUUUUACCACUGAAAACAAUUAACGCUCUAUUACCAACAACGUUUCGCUGCGAAGGUGCAGGGCCGGGUCUGUAAUUGCCACGUCUGCUCAAUCGCCUUUGCUCGGCUAGAGCUCGCAUUUCUUCUGGAUUUGUUACAAAGUGAUCCCUAGGCUUUUCUUCAGUCUGAUUGUAAUUCUCUUCUUCUUCUUCCGAUUCUUCCUCCAUUUUCGGUCGUAAAAUACGAGGUACAACAAAUGAUCUGCGUAAUUCAUCUUCUCCGGUGUGUGCAUCUGGCUCUUCAGAACCAACAGCAUGUCCAUCGUAGGUGUCAUCGUAUUCAUCUUCAUACUAAUUGAUAAAGUAGAAUCAUUGAAACGGUUGAAACUAAAACAACAAAAUACAUACUUCGGCAGCAAGUUGUUCGUCUACACGAUCGAGGAUAAUAUGUUUCAUGUCCUGCUUGUCGUUCAAAAGCUCCCGCAUUUCAUUGAAAUGAACGGUUCUGAAAAAUUUCGUUUGUCAUAAAAUUAAAAUAAACGAAGAAGUUUUACCAUUAA
Molecule: messenger RNA, 2946 nt
Organism: Daphnia pulex (common water flea)
Lineage: Eukaryota; Metazoa; Arthropoda; Branchiopoda; Diplostraca; Daphniidae
Exons: 8
Coding region: 458-2125 (555 amino acids)
Source: RefSeq, a predicted model, not a curated record